This is a messenger RNA of Rana temporaria (common frog), 750 nucleotides long. Its product is annotated as ferritin, lower subunit. Gene Ontology annotation, cellular component: cytoplasm. Gene Ontology annotation, molecular function: ferric iron binding; ferrous iron binding. The coding region runs from base 83 to 604 and encodes 173 amino acids. Gene Ontology annotation, biological process: iron ion transport; intracellular iron ion homeostasis. NCBI's taxonomy places the organism in Eukaryota, Metazoa, Chordata, Amphibia, Anura, Ranidae. The transcript has 4 exons. The record is from RefSeq and is a predicted model, not a curated record.
GGGGUUUCCUUCAUACAUCAGGAGGGCUUCCUCUUCACACAAUCAUCACAACCAGCUGAGGGUCUGCACACUACACACCAUCAUGGAGUCUCAGGUCAGACAAAACUUCCACCAAGACUGCGAGGCGGGCCUCAACCGCACGGUGAACCUGAAAUUCCACAGCUCCUACAUCUACCUGUCUAUGGCCUCCUAUUUUAACCGCGACGAUGUAGCCCUUUCUAAUUUUGCCAAGUUUUUCCGGGAACGUUCAGAAGAGGAGAAGGAGCAUGCGGAGAAGCUAAUCAAGUACCAGAACCAGAGAGGAGGCCGGGUGUUCCUCCAGAGUAUAGAGAAACCAGAGCUUGACGACUGGAAGAAUGGUUUGGAGGCACUGCAAACUGCUCUAAAGCUGGAGAAAUCUGUAAACCAGGCUCUGUUGGACCUCCAUGGUGUGGCUGCUGAGAAGAGUGACCCUCACAUGACGGACUUCUUGGAGUCUCCUUAUUUGUUGGAGAGCGUAGAGACGAUGAAAAAGCUUGGAGAUCACAUCACCAGCUUGAAGAAGCUUUGGUCUAGCCACCCUGGCAUGGCUGAGUACUUAUUCAACAAACACACGCUUGGCUGAAGCUUCUAGCGCAGUUACAAGGCUAUUUUUCCGAUGGCUCUGUGAAGGCUGCAGAAAGAUAUAUAAUUUAUAUCGUCAAAAAAAAAAAAUCACUUCUACCAGCAUUCAUUUAUACAAUAAAUUUUGGGACCAAUUCUAGUUUUCAA